Somion occarium is the source of this 2820-nucleotide messenger RNA. NCBI's taxonomy places the organism in Eukaryota, Fungi, Basidiomycota, Agaricomycetes, Polyporales, Cerrenaceae. The record is from the annotation of a GenBank genome assembly.
ACCUGCAGACCGUCAUCUGCUAUCUCGGACUUGUGCUAUUUUUACUCGCUGGGCCAUCAUACGCCAUCAUGAUUUGAGUUGAUAUUUCUCUGCCGAAAAUGGUCGGAGGCAAGUUUCUAGCCGUUAUAACGGCAAUAAAGUGGUCUUUCACAUCGCCUUCCAUCGCGUCCAGCGCAGUAUCAAUGACCAAAAGAGGGCGUGUAUCGCAUCAAAAUGGCAAUUUUGGAGAAGGAAUGAAGAAACGCCGAUGUAUUCUCGUUCUGAAAAAGCAACACAGGAUGAAAAGGUACCACAUGCUACUCCAUCAAUCUGUCACCCACAGGUGGAAAAUUAAAGAACCAGACCUUGCUCACAUGCCACCCAUGGUAUAUAUACUCUCGACAUAUUUCACGUCCUGUCAGAGCGAAGUUCCCCCUUGACUGCCACCUUAGCAGUCCUUCCUGGCCGCUCCCGCCAAUCCUCACCAACAGAAAGAAUGGCUGGCUUGCAAUCCGACGACCCUGUCUAUCAAGGAUAUGCCGAGGCGAAAAGAGCCGAGUUCGAGUUGCACAAGGACUCUGGUUCAGACGAUCAUGUUGUUUCCUCCGCUGGUGACCAUGAGCUCGAUGGAAUCCACGAUGGGCUUGAGUUCCCAACAGAGGAGGAUAAGCUGACCCUUCGUCGAGUCGCUGAUACCAUUCCUUGGAAUGCUUAUCUGAUCGCCUUCGUCGAAUUGGCCGAGCGAUUCUCGUACUACGGCACACAGGUCGUAUAUACAAACUUCAUCCAACAGCGACUUCCUCCUGGUUCACGGACAGGCGCUGGUGGCAGAGAUGGUCAAUCCGGUGCUUUGGGCAUGGGUCAGCGUGCCUCCACCGGUCUGAACACCUUUAACCAAUUCUGGGUCUAUGUCAUCCCCCUCUUUGGUGCCUACAUUGCCGACACUCGAUGGGGCCGUUUCAAGACUAUUUGCGUAUCCGUCGGGGUCGCCCUGGUCGGUCAUGUUCUUCUUAUCGUCUCGUCUCUUCCAGGCGUCAUCGAACACUCGCACGGCGCUUUGGCGUGCUUCAUCGUCGCUUUGAUUGUGAUGGGUUUGGGAACAGGCGGAUUCAAGGCCAACAUUUCACCCCUCGUCGCCGAGCAGUACAAACGGACGAAAUUGUUCGUCGCCACAAGGAAAAGCGGCGAGCGCGUCGUUGUUGACCCUACUCUUACUACCGCUCGUAUCUACAUGUACUUCUACUUGUUCAUCAAUAUCGGCGCGCUGGUUGGUCAGAUUAGCAUGACCUACUCCGAGAAGUAUGUCGGAUUUUACCUUGCAUACACCCUUCCAACGGCCGUCUUCCUACUUUGCCCCAUCGUUCUGUUUAUUGGACGCAACAAAUACGCUCGUUCACCCCCCUCAGGAUCCGUCCUCGCGAAUUCUCUCCGUGUCUGGCGUCUGGCGCAGAAAGGUCGCUGGUCGUGGAACCCCGUCAAGACAUGGCGCAAUCUCUACGCCGACGACUUCUGGGACAGUGCAAAGCCUAGUCACUUCCGUGGAGAGGCUCGGCCCAAGUGGAUGACCUUCGACGACAACUGGGUCGAUGAGGUCAAACGUGGCUUCAAGGCGUGCUCCGUCUUCCUGUGGUACCCUGUCUAUUGUAAGUCAAAUAGUGGUGUCAGUUGGCAUAGAGACGCUGACAGUCGUUAUCUUUCAGGGCUGACGUACAACCAAUUGAACUCCAACCUGACGUCUCAGGCGGCGACAAUGGUUGUCAAUGGGGUGCCUAACGAUGUCUUGUCUAAUCUUGACCCGUUCGCCCUGAUCAUUUUCAUUCCCAUCUGCGACAUGUUCAUCUACCCAGGUCUCCGCCGCCUGGGCAUCAACUUCAGUCCUAUCAAGAAGAUCACGCUCGGUUUCUUCACCGGUGCUGCGGCGAUGGUUUGGACAGCCGUUGUGCAGCAUUACAUUUACAAGCGCAACCCUUGCGGUUACCAUGUUGCGACUUGCACGGAUGAGGCUGGUAACAUCCUGACCAGUGAUUUGAAUGUUUGGAUUCAGACUGGCAGUUACGUCCUAAUUGCCUUCUCUGAAAUCUUCGCUUCCAUUACCGGUCUCGAGUACGCGUUCACCAAGGCACCUAAGAACAUGCGUUCUCUCGUUAUGGGCAUCUUCCUUUUCAUGUCCGCCAUCUCCUCCGCCAUCGGUGAGGCUUUCGUCUCGCUCUCCGCUGAUCCUCUCCUCGUCUGGAACUACGGUGUCAUGGCCGUCCUUGCUGCCGUUUCUGGACUGAUCUUCUGGUUCCAAUAUCGUCACCUCGACCAUCAAGAAGAUGAACUCAACAACUUGGAGGAUGCUCACUACGAAGAUCCUCAUGCCGUUUACAAUGCUCGGUACGGUGGCGAUCAGUCGUUGAAAAUACAGUGAUCGCAUCAUGAUUAUUCUGUUGUGCUCGGGACUUUUUCUUUUUCACCGGUCAUUCUGAUCCCUUUGGCUGUUGCAGUUCGUCUUUUGCCUGGUUCAGUUUAGUCUGCUUUUGCCCCAGGCGUGAUACCGUGAUACCGUGUUUCCGUUCUUUCCUUACCCUUUCUUGAUCGUCGUAUAUUGAUAGUGUAUGUCGUCAACAAUGUUAGACGUGUACUAGUACUGCUUUACGGGCUCGCUCCAGUUGUUCGUAAUACCAUAUAAUGUUACAAAUGUUCUUUCCGGACUCGGAGAGGACCCCUGCUAAUCCCCCCCAAAGGUCUUAUGCCAAGAGUGGUCAAUUUCGGGCAUGGGGGUCUGGCCCGUUUUGACCACUUUUCGGGCAUCCGGCCUGUAGGGUUUCCAAAUGUUGUCAGUUUUCGGGCCUGCGGCCC